UCCCCAGUUCGCCGCCGCAUCUCCCGAGCACUCUACUCCGGACGGACCAAGCCAUACCAGCCGAUCGACCCGACGACUUACGCGACGACGGUCGACUUCUCUCUCUUUAUAACCCACCACCCAGUACAUACCCAAUUUAUCUCUUCAGCAACACAAAAGUCCCACACGGGCAUCACCAACCUUCAAAAUGGGCAUUCAACAAAUCACCAACAUGUGCUCGCACCUCCAAAACGCCUCGCGCGCUCGCCUGGGCCUGACCUCUCUGCCCAACACCAAGUACAACCUCGCCCUCGCCCUGGCCCUGCACCGCGCAGGCUUCAUCUCCUCCAUCACGCGGGGCGGUCCUCACCCGCCCACGCCCGAGGCCCUUAUGACCUACGAGCCCGAGCCCGUGACCAGUGCCAACGUGGCCACGCGCCGGUUGUGGGUGGGACUCAAGUACUGGAACGAGGAACCCGUCCUGAAGGAGCUGAAGCCGAUUUCGAAGCCCUCGAGGCUGGUGACUGCCUCCCUGGAAGAGCUGAACCGUGUGGCAAGGGGCUUUCCCGCGGGAUACAUGAAGGGGUUGCAGCUGGGCGAGUGUUUGUUUGUGAACACUGAUAGAGGUGUGUUGGAGGUUAGGGAGGCAGUGGAGAGGAAAGUUGGUGGGCUGGUUUUGUGCAAGGUAAAAUAGAUGGGUAGAAGAA
Neurospora hispaniola is the source of this 686-nucleotide messenger RNA. RefSeq names its product ribosomal protein S8. The record is from RefSeq and is a predicted model, not a curated record. Gene Ontology annotation, cellular component: ribosome; mitochondrion. The transcript has a single exon. The coding region runs from base 188 to 673 and encodes 161 amino acids. NCBI's taxonomy places the organism in Eukaryota, Fungi, Ascomycota, Sordariomycetes, Sordariales, Sordariaceae. Gene Ontology annotation, biological process: translation. Gene Ontology annotation, molecular function: structural constituent of ribosome.